CUGCUCUUCGCUCCCGCAUGGGCUUCCGCCCUUUCACCCUCCAACAUCCGCUCGCUACACCAUACCAUGGGCCUCGCUGUGCGGGCUGCUGCGCCUUCCGCCGCGCCCAAGCCCUACUCUGUUCCGCCCUCGGGCAAAUUCGAUGGCAAUGACGGCACCUGGAGCACCUUCAAGCUCAGCGUAGGCUCGCCGGGCCAGGACUUCCGCGUGCUACCGAGCACAAAGGCCGGCGUCACCUAUGUCAUUGCUCCAGAGGGCUGCCUGCAGGGCGUCGACCCGUCCGACUGCCCCCAGCUGCGCGGAAUCGACAUCUUCAACAGCGUGCAGAACACGGGCUUCCAGGCCAACGCGUCGACGACAUGGUCGGCCAUCGGCCAGUACGACGUCGACUUGGAGCAGGCCCUCAACUACACGGCACGAGGCCUCUUCGGCACUGAUGUCGUGUCGCUGGGUGCUACCGCGGAUCGCAGCACGUCUCUGUCCUUGUCAAACUCGAUAGUGGCUGCCAUCGCCGACCCCAACUUCUACCUGGGAAUGCUUGGUCUGGGCCAGGUCAAGUCCAGCUUCAACAGUGCGAGCCAGCCCGCCGAGCCCAUGCUCUACACGCUGCGCCAGGACAACAAGAUACCCAGCUUCUCCUACGCGUACACGGCAGGCGCAAAGUACCGGCUCAAGUCUGUCCUGGGAAGCCUGAUCCUCGGAGGCUACGAUGCCACGCGAUUCAAGCCCCCUGCCAGCAACUUUUCCUUUACCUUUUCCCAGGACUCGUCGCGGCUUCUGACCGUGGCCGUUUCCUCCAUCAUGGCGACCGACACCCUGCAAGGCACCUAUUCUCUCACUUCGGGCUCCCACUUUUCCGUCAUCGAUUCGACUGUCCCUCAUUUGUGGCUGCCCAGAAAUGUCUGCGAUCAAUUCGAAAUCGCCUACGGCCUGACAUAUGACCCGCGAACCGAGCUUUACCUCGUCAACGAUACGGUCCACAAACGGCUCCUCUCCAACAAUCCCACGCUGACUAUCAAGCUCGCCAACUCGCUUAGCGGUGUCACCACCAACUACACCAACAUUGAGUUGCCGUAUGCCGCACUCGACCUGCAGGCCUCGUAUCCUUUCUACAAUACUAGUACAAACUAUUUUCCCAUCCGCCGCGCUGCCAAUGAUUCGCAAUACGCACUCGGCCGAACCCUGCUGCAGGAAGCAUAUUUGAUAGUCGACUAUGAGCGGGCAAACUUUACCGUUGCCCAAGCCGUCUUUCCCGAUCCGCUACCUCCGGCUCAAGUCAUCACAAUUGUUUCGCCAAGCGACUCACCGCCAAAACAGGCUGAUUCCUCGUCAUCAUCAUCAUCUGACCUCGGUACUGGUGCGAUAGUUGGAAUAGCAGUUGGCGCUGUUGCCGUUAUCGUCGUCGCUAUCGUUGCAUUCUUUCUUGUCCGUAAACGACGCGGAGCCAAGCAGCAACAGCACCAGCAUUAUGAACUGGGCGGCAAAAACAUCUCCGAGGCAGAUUCGAGGCAGGACCUGACUUCUCUGAAUCGCCUACCACUCAAAGCUCCCGCUCCACAAGAACUCAGUGGCACACCGCUAACUGAGCUCGCAUCUCCUGCCAAUGCCCAUGUGGCCGGACACGGGUACCCGCAAGAUCACAAGGUGGCCAUCAGUGUAACAGACGAACCCCAAGAGCUACAUGGUGACUCGAUAAUACCAGUAACACCACGGUGGAGUGAAGUGCCUAAUCCUUACCAUCGCGACGUCGACAUGGAAAGUAAUAGCAGCCAAGUGGUGAGCACGAUGCUUAGUGAAGACAGUUAUGCGACUGGCGAAAGCGGUUUAAACCAGGCUGCUGUUUCACCACUUACACCACGCGCUCCUCAUUUCAGGUCCUGAUUUUUUUUUACGCAUUGAUAAUUGGGCCAGUCGAGUUUGUCUCUAUGCAUCUAACUGGGGGUUUGGGCAAUCUGUUGUUUUCUUUAGAUACCACACACACAUACACACAUACAUACAUACAUACAUACAUACAUACAUACAAAAGGAGGAGAGGGGGUUUUAUGCGUAUGUUACGAAGCUAGGUAAUAUCCUAUUAUUUGUAGGCUUGAAGCGGCAAAGUGGCUUGGUUGCCGAAUCAGCUGCUAGUAUCCUCGUAUAUGCAGACUAUUUUGAAUCA
Molecule: messenger RNA, 2158 nt
Organism: Exserohilum turcica Et28A
Lineage: Eukaryota; Fungi; Ascomycota; Dothideomycetes; Pleosporales; Pleosporaceae
Exons: 1
Coding region: 67-1881 (604 amino acids)
Biological process (GO): proteolysis
Cellular component (GO): fungal-type vacuole
Molecular function (GO): aspartic-type endopeptidase activity
Source: RefSeq, a predicted model, not a curated record